AUGGUGAAGGCUGGUUACAUUGGCGAGUUUGAGGUGAUCGAUGAUCACAGAGCCGGAAAAAUCGUUGUAAAUUUAACGGGCCGUAUCAAUAAGUGCUCCGUGAUCAGUCCACGUUUUGAUAUCGCAUUGAAGGAUUUGGAAAAAUGGACGUCCAAUCUGUUGCCAUCACGUCAGUUUGGGUAUGUUCCGUUCCACUGCUCAUUUUGUGAUUAG
Messenger RNA from Gongylonema pulchrum, 213 nucleotides. Lineage: Eukaryota; Metazoa; Nematoda; Chromadorea; Rhabditida; Gongylonematidae. The record is from the annotation of a GenBank genome assembly.